Scutellospora calospora is the source of this 234-nucleotide messenger RNA. The record is from the annotation of a GenBank genome assembly. Lineage: Eukaryota; Fungi; Glomeromycota; Glomeromycetes; Diversisporales; Gigasporaceae.
AUGGAAAUCCCUCAAGGAGGAAAUAGAUAUCUUGUAAAAUGUAAAUAUUGUUUGAACGAGUUUAGUGGCAAGCCUGAAAGGCUUCAACAUUAUGUAAAUCAGUGUAGUGAUUGGCCUACUUCAGAAAAGAUGGUUUACUUUCGUAAAAUUUCUGAAGAAAGUCCUGCAACUCGUAAGCGUGUUCAUGAUGAAAAUAAUAAUACUUUUACUUCUAAUGAACAUGAAAGUACAUAA